AUGAUCCAGAAUUCUUCAUCAAUCAAGUUACCAAGAGGAAAACAUCAAUUAAAAAGGAAGACUCCGCAUAUAUCCUCUAUACCUGUGUUUGACUUGACAUUAGAUGAAGAAAGUAAUGCUGAUCAUAUUGUCGAAGAUAAACUCCGCGGUAUAUCAAAAGAUUACUUGGAUCAUGGAGACGAAAUUGUUAUAUGUCAGAUUUGUCAUGCAAAAUUAUGGGUAGAUGAAUCGCUUAGAGGGCAAAAAAAAGGCAAUACGUCUUAUUCCCUAUGUUGUGGUUAUGACAAAGUUGAGCUACCACCCUUAAAAGAAGCACCCUCAUCUUACAAAAAUCUUUACCGUUCCGUAGAUUCUAAAAGCAAACACUUCAUGAAGAACAUUCGACGUUACAAUUCAAUGUUUUCAUUUACAUCCAUGGGAGGCAAAGUCGAUUCAUCCAUCAACAGAGGCAACGCACCAUACAUAUUCAGACUUAGCGGUCAAAAUUAUCAUAGUAUGGGAAGUCUUUUACCUACUGGUGGAUCAAAACCAAAAUUCUGUCAGUUAUACAUAUAUGAUACGGAGAACGAGAUUUCAAAUAGAUCGACAAGUAUUGGUGGACCAACGAGCGGUUCUACAUCAACUUCAAGAUCAUAUGAUCUCCAGAGUAUAGAAUUUUUGAAGGUUAUGUUAGAUUCAAACAAUGCGUUGGUCAAGUCUUAUAGGAUGGUAAGAGACAGUCUUCAUGAAAAUCCGGGUGCUAACUUGAAGUUAAGAUUAAUCAGAAAAAGAGAACAAGAUGGAAGGACUUAUAACUUACCAACUUCUUCUGAGUAUCCAUUACUAUUUCCAUAUGGCGAUGAUGGUUACAGAGUUGACAUCCUUCAUAGAGUGGUUUACACAAUUAAAUUUCAAAAAAGAGGUCUGCCUCAUAGUCAUAUAUGUCUGUUUAUGCAUUCUGAAUGCAAGCUUCCUACAGUUGAAUAUAUCGAUCCAAUUAUUUCUGCUGAGAUUCCAAAUAUUGAUGAAGAUCCAGAAUUGUAUUCACUUGUGAAGGAGUUCAUGAUUCACGGUCCAUGUGGAGCUGAAAAUUUCAAUUGCCCAUGCAUGGUGGACAGAAAGUGUUCUAAAAACUUUCCAAAGCAAUUCUGUAAUCAUACUUCAGUUGAUUCAGAUGGUUUUCCUUUAUAUAGGAGAAGAAAUGAUGGAAAUUUUGUUGAAAAAUCUGGUGUUCAGUUAGAUAACAUAAAUGUUGUUCCAUAUAACAAAUAUCUGUUAAAAAGAUAUCAGGCACACAUUAAUGUUGAAUGGUGCAAUCAAGGAUCUUCUAUAAAAUAUUUAUUUAAAUAUAUAAACAAGGGUCCUGAUAGAGCGACUGUUGCUAUGGUGCAAAGCAAUAAUGAUACUGAGAACAACGAUGCAGUGGAUGAAAUCAAAGAAUAUUAUGAUUGUAGAUAUAUAUCUGCAUGUGAAGCAUCAUGGAGAAUUUUUAAAUAUGAUGUUCAUUAUAGGCAUCCUGUUGUGAUUAGACUACCUUUUCAUUUGCCUGGUCAACAACAAGUUGUAUAUGAGGCAGACGAUGAUAUUGAAGAUGUUCUUGACCGGCCUUCAGUUGCUUCUUCAAUGUUCAUAUCUUGGAUGAAGUGUAAUGAGAUCAAUAAAGAAGCAUAA
Molecule: messenger RNA, 1650 nt
Organism: Lactuca virosa
Lineage: Eukaryota; Viridiplantae; Streptophyta; Magnoliopsida; Asterales; Asteraceae
Source: the annotation of a GenBank genome assembly